CCGGAAGCGGUAGCGGCGCGGGAGGUGGAGGAACCUCUCGGAGCUGAGACAUCAGAGCCGACCAGGGGAGAAACGCGUCGUCGGGGUGGGGCGGGCCUGAGGAAACGCUCGGGGGCUCAGUAGCUCUAACAGUGCCCCGUGGCCGUCCCCGCCCCUCCCCCCUACAGCCCAACGACCGGGAUGCAGACAUCAGAGCGUGACGGGUGUGGGCCGGAGGUGAGCCCCAGCGUGAUGCCGGAGGCCUCCCUGGAGUCUCCACCUGCCCCUACCAAGUCCCCAGCGUUUGAUCUUUUCAACUUGGUUCUGUCCUACAAGAGACUGGAGAGCUACCUGGAACCCCUGAAGGACGCAGGUGACGGUGUCCGGUACUUGCUCAGGUGGCAGACGCCUUUGUGUUCCUUGCUGACCUGCCUGGGCCUCAACAUCUUGUUCCUCACUUUGAAUGAGGGCGCGUGGUACUCGGCGGGUGCCCUCGUGAUUUCCGUGCCCGCCCUUCUGGGCUACCUUCAGGAGGUUUGCCGGGCAAGGCUGCCCGAGUCGGAGCUGAUGCGGAGGAAGUACCACAGCGUGAGGCAGGAGGACCUGCAGAGAGUUCGCCUGUCUCGCCCCGAGGCUGUGGCUGAGGUGAAGGCCUUCUUGAUCCAGCUGGAGGCCUUCCUGAGCCGCCUGUGCUGCACCUGUGAAGCCGCCUACCGAGUGCUGCGCUGGGAGAACCCAGCCGUGUCCUCACAGUUCUAUGGGGCUCUUCUGGGCACGAUUUGCGUGCUGUAUCUGCUGCCGCUGUGCUGGGUCCUUGCCCUUUUAAACAGCACACUCUUUCUGGGGAAUGUGGAGUUCUUGCGAGUGGUAUCGGAGUACAGGGCAUCUCUGCAGCGGCGGAUGAACCCCAAGCAGGAAGAGAGUGCCUUCGAGAGCCCCCCACCACCUGAUGUUGGGGGGAAGGGCACCCUGCCCGACUGCACACCUACACCCACACCCACAGAGGACCUCACGCCGGGCAGUGUGGAGGAGGCCGAGGAGGCUGAGCCCGAUGAGGAGUUUAAAGAUGCGAUUGAGGAGGAUGACGAGGGUGCCCCGUGCCCAGCAGAGGAUGAGCUGGCCCUGCAGGACAAUGGGUUCCUGAGCAAGAAUGAGGUGCUGCGCAGCAAGGUCUCGCGGCUCACAGAGCGGCUCCGCAAGCGGUACCCUACCAACAACUUCGGGAGCUGUAUGGGCUGCGCUACCAACUUCUCAGUGCUGAAAAAGAGGCGGAGCUGCAGUAACUGUGGAAACAGCUUCUGUUCUCGGUGCUGCUCCUUCAAAGUGCCCAAGUCCUCCAUGGGGGCCACAGUUGAGAAAUCGGAGGUGAUUGAGGAACUUGCCCAAGGUCACACAGCGGGGAAUCUUCCAGAUGGAUCUGACUCCACCACACACAUUCUGAGUACAGGCAGGGCAGCCAGCCCAUCCUCCGUCUGGGAUUUCAUAAUCACCCUUCAGUGAGUCUCGCCCGGUGCUGUUAUCAGUGUUAUUAUUAAUGAGGACUUGAGCCUGAAGACUUCCCAGAGGUUCGUGCCUAAGGAGAGAUCCUCGUGAGGACAGUGGCUGAGAACCGCUAGGCUCCUGGGGAGGAUAAUCCAUCUUUAUAGGGUGUUGGGAGUCCCAUCUGUUAUCUUGCUUCAUCCGACAGCAUCUGAGGGAGGCAUGCACAGUGAAGCCCCAUUUCACAGAUGAGGACGCUGAAGCUCAGAGAGGUAAAGUAACUUACUCAAGGUUGCCCAGGCAGUAAGUGAUGGAGCUGGCAUAGCGGACUCUCCCUAGGUUCCGUGCUUUUCCACUGCCCCACGAGUCCGGAUUGUGCCAAGGUCAGGAAGACUUUCAGGCCUUUUCAGCCUGAGGUGUGUUCCUCCCCAGCCCACCCCGGAGUGCUCGGAAGACAGCCCGGGGUCUGCUAGAGACAAAGAGGCGGUGCCCUCUUGACCUAGUUCUGUGGCCAGGCAACUUGGGGUCAGGAAAAGGUGCAUUCUUUCCCCUCCGCUCACAUUACCCAGCCUCUGGCUUCCUGGAAUUUUUGUUAAAAUUCCAAAUCUCUUGGCAAUAAGUCCUCUUCGCCAGAGUUUUUGCAAACAGGAACCCAGCACCCUUCAGCUUCCAGACCUCGCUUUCACACCCUUUCCUGCUUUAAACUGGUGCCAGAGCCCCUGGAGGAGAAACUAGAUCUAGGAGGAAACCAGCAGUCAGAUCCGUGAGCAGGAUGGCCACGCGGAGAGAUUGGUUGUUACUUCCCGGGCCCAUCUCUGAGGGAGGCACAAAAGACCUGGACUCGGUGCCUAAAGACCCCAGUGCACGUCCCGGCAUGCCGCUUCCUGUGCAACCUUGGGGCUGCGCUUCCCCUCUCUGGGUCUCAGUUUCCCCAUUUCUUAAAGGAAAAUAAUAAUGCCACCCGACUGAGAGGGUCAGAUGAGAUCAUAUAUGUGAAGAGGUUUUAUCACUAUUAUUAUUUGAUUACCUGAAGGUCAAGUUUGUUUAAAAAACUCUGCGAUGAUGGAAAUGUUCUGUAUCUGUGCUCUGCAGUCUGGUAGCCCCUAGCCACGUGUGGCUACUGGGCACUUGAUAUGUGGUUUCUGCUACUGAGGAACCAAAUUUUUAAUUUAAUUAUUUUUGGUGAGAUGAAAUUCACGUAACAUAAA
This is a messenger RNA of Diceros bicornis minor, 2666 nucleotides long. RefSeq names its product zinc finger FYVE-type containing 27 (gene ZFYVE27). Gene Ontology annotation, biological process: neurotrophin TRK receptor signaling pathway; vesicle-mediated transport; neuron projection development. Bases 181 to 1479 code for a protein of 432 amino acids. The record is from RefSeq and is a predicted model, not a curated record. NCBI's taxonomy places the organism in Eukaryota, Metazoa, Chordata, Mammalia, Perissodactyla, Rhinocerotidae. Gene Ontology annotation, molecular function: metal ion binding. Gene Ontology annotation, cellular component: growth cone membrane; endoplasmic reticulum tubular network. The transcript has 12 exons.